GGCGGCGAGCACCGGGGCCGCUCCCGCGGGGCGCCUCUGCCAGCGCCGCUCCCUCGGGCGGGGCGCGGCCGGGGGCACCGCCUCGCUCUGCCGGCGCCGCACCGGCACCGCCCGGGGCCCAGGCUCCGCGCUCGGGCUCCGUCUCUCCGCAGCGGCGCUGGGCGAGCGGCCGCGGCCGGCGGCGACGCCCGCCUCUGCCUCCUCCCCCUCGGUGCCCUGCCUCCUCCCUCCGCCGGGCGGGCGGGCGGCCGGCUGCUCGGGCAGGGCGGGCGGGAGGCAGAGCGCGGCUGAAAGGUGUUGCUGGAGGGGAAGUUUGGAGAAGGUCGUCGGGUGCCUGGGCGCUCCGGUAGCAUCAUGGCGGAGCAGGGCGAGUCGCCGGUCCACGUCCAGCAGCCCCAGCCGGCGCCCGCACUCGCCGCGCCGGCCGCCGGCUGGCCCAUCUGCAGGGACGCCUACGAGCUGCAGGAGGUGAUCGGUAGCGGUGCUACAGCAGUUGUCCAGGCAGCGCUCUGCAAACCCAGGCAAGAACGUGUAGCAAUAAAGAGGAUCAACUUAGAAAAAUGCCAAACCAGUAUGGAUGAAUUACUUAAAGAAAUUCAAGCAAUGAGUCAGUGCAAUCACCCUAAUGUGGUGACCUAUUACACAUCUUUUGUGGUGAAGGAUGAACUGUGGCUGGUUAUGAAGCUAUUAAGUGGGGGUUCAAUGCUUGAUAUAAUAAAGUAUAUUGUCAACAGAGGAGAGCACAAAAAUGGUGUGCUUGAAGAACCCAUAAUAGCAACAAUUCUUAAAGAAGUUUUGGAGGGCUUAGAUUAUCUACACAGGAAUGGGCAAAUUCACAGAGAUUUGAAGGCUGGCAACAUUCUAUUGGGUGAGGAUGGCUCUGUACAAAUAGCAGAUUUUGGUGUUAGCGCGUUUUUAGCAACUGGUGGUGAUGUUACGCGUAACAAAGUAAGGAAAACAUUUGUUGGUACUCCCUGUUGGAUGGCCCCUGAAGUAAUGGAGCAGGUGCGAGGUUAUGACUUCAAGGCCGAUAUGUGGAGUUUUGGGAUAACAGCCAUUGAGUUAGCAACAGGAGCAGCACCUUAUCACAAAUACCCUCCUAUGAAAGUCUUAAUGCUAACGCUUCAAAAUGACCCUCCCACUUUAGAGACUGGUGUAGAGGACAAGGAGAUGAUGAAAAAGUAUGGCAAAUCCUUUAGAAAACUAAUCUCAUUAUGCCUUCAAAAAGAUCCUUCCAAAAGGCCCACAGCAGCAGAACUUUUAAAAUGCAAAUUUUUCCAGAAAGCCAAGAAUAGAGAAUACCUGAUUGAAAAGCUUCUCACUAGAACACCUAAUAUAGCACAAAGAGCAAAAAAGGUCAGACGAGUGCCAGGUUCCAGUGGUCACCUCCAUAAAACAGAAGAUGGGGACUGGGAGUGGAGUGAUGAUGAAAUGGAUGAGAAGAGUGAGGAAGGCAAAGCUGCUAUUUCUCAGGAAAAGUCACGAAGACUGAAAGAGGAGGAGAAUGCAGAGUCUCAGCCUGCUGUUAGUGAGGAAUACAGUGAAGUUCCAUGUGCGGUGAAUCUUGUCUUAAGAUUAAGGAACUCCAGGAAAGAACUUAAUGACAUACGGUUUGAGUUUACUCCAGGCAGAGACACAGCAGAUGGCGUUUCUCAGGAGCUCUUCUCUGCAGGCCUGGUUGAUGGCCAUGAUGUAGUUAUAGUUGCUGCUAACUUACAGAAGAUAGUAGAUGAUCCAAAGGCGUUGAAAACAUUGACUUUUAAGUUGGCCUCUGGCUGUGAUGGCACUGAGAUUCCUGAUGAAGUGAAACUGAUUGGUUUUGCUCAGUUAAGUGUCAGCUGAUGUCUGUCCCUUGACCCCAAGCCGAAUUGUGAGAUUGCGAAAAAGCCAGCUUAGAUACAAGGGAAAAUUAAUGCACCACACACUGAGUUCUGCUUCAUUAUCUAGCAAUUCACAAAGUCAGAACAAGCAAAGCCCACAGCUACACCGCUGCUGUUAACGUUCAAAAUGCUCCUAAAUGUCUCUUAGCAGUUGAUUUGGAUUGCCCCAAAGUGAAAAGCCUGUGGAAAUGCUCUCAGGUGGCUGUAUUUAUUGGUUAAAAAAGGAACUUUCUAUCAAGCUUACUUCUUUCAUAGACUUUGAGUGAUACUAUUUUACCUGUACUUGUGGUUGAUAAUACUGCCUCUGUUCUGUUACAUUUAGAAAUUAACAUACAUAUAAAAGUUUAGAAAUAUUAGCCAAACUUGAAUUCUAGUUUAAAAAAUGACUGUGAAUUUUAUUUUUCAUAUAUUUAUGCAUUACACAUACUAGUAAUAAGAAAAUUAUUUGACUUGAUUAUGUGCUAUUUGCAGUUAAUCUCCCACUAUUUAAAAAAGUUUCAGGUAUAUCUUUGAAGUAUUUGGUAACUUCUAGGGGUUUUUUGAAAUAAUUUGAUCCGGCAUUAGCAAGCUUUUGUUGGCUGUGUGUCAAAAAACCAGUCCACAAACUGAUCCUCAAGGGAGUGGGAGGUGCCUUGCAGAUAUUAAUGUUUUAAGAAUGUGCCUGAGGCUGCUUAUAUAAAUAAUCUCCAUUUUCUAGAAGUACCAUAUAUAUGGUACAAUAAAUAUAAAUCUAUAUAGUUAUCUGAGCGAGGAGGUGAUAUACAGUAGCAAAGGUGUUAGAGUAUUUUGACUAUGCUUUAUUGGGGAGUCUAUGAGCUAGAGCUACUGUGAACCGUGGUUAAGGUAGAAUGCUUACUGUGUCCAUCUCUGAUCUGACUUACCCUAAAUGAUAGAAACCAGUUGUAUACAAGCGAAUAAAAACUUGAAGAAUGGAACUGAAGCUUUAUUUGAAGUUCUGCUAAAUACCAAGGUGGAAUAAUAGGGCUUUGUGCAAUGAUCAAGUAAAACUAUUACAAAGAAAACACUUUGACCUAAGUAGUCCUCUGCUUAACCUGUGACAUAGAUGUUAUGGAGCUAGGGAACCUUAGAAAGACUUCCACAUUUGGAGACAUGUUUCUCAGAGGUUACACUUUAAACUACUUCCUAGUUAAUCCUAGAUAAGUGGCAGCUCUUUAAUGUACUGAAAAUGGCAAAUAUAUAUUGUUAAGAGAAGUUAUUUAUAAUGCCUUGUCAUAAUCGUUGAGGUGUUCUAGAACUAUUUGCAUUCGACUCAAUGUAAUCCCAUCCCAUCCUACUGUUUACAUGAUGAUUACUCCAAGAUGACUGCAAAGAUUAAAAAAAAUAAAAUUAAAAUAAAGAUGUAUUGCACAAA
Messenger RNA from Passer domesticus (house sparrow), 3252 nucleotides. It is a transcript of the gene STK39, whose product is annotated as serine/threonine kinase 39. The record is from RefSeq and is a predicted model, not a curated record. Gene Ontology annotation, molecular function: ATP binding; protein serine/threonine kinase activity. Gene Ontology annotation, biological process: protein phosphorylation. Gene Ontology annotation, cellular component: cytoplasm. The transcript has 17 exons. The coding region runs from base 355 to 1842 and encodes 495 amino acids. NCBI's taxonomy places the organism in Eukaryota, Metazoa, Chordata, Aves, Passeriformes, Passeridae.